AAUGGUCUCUCCAGCUAAAAUCUCUUUCUUGAUCUGGGUCCACUGUAAUAUACCUCGUAAGCAUCUAUGGAAGGUCCAAGUCAGAAAAAUGAGCAGAAAUACAAAGGAGUCAGGUUGAGAAAAUGGGGAAAAUGGGUUUCUGAAGUGAGAUUGCCUAAUAGCCGUGAGAGGAUAUGGUUAGGCUCGUUCGAUACGGCUGAGAAAGCUGCAAGGGCUUUUGAUGCUGCGCAGUUCUGCCUCCGAGGGCCGAACGCGAAGUUUAACUUCCCAGAUAGCCCGCCGAAUAUAUCCGGCGGGCAAAGGCUUCGGCCCUCGGAGAUACAGGCUGUUGCAGCUAGGUUUGCGAAUAAUUAUGUUUACUCGCAGUCAGUUGUACAGGACGUACCACUACCAUCGCAUCAUGGACAUCAAGAGGGCAAUAUUAUGGCAAAUAUUAAUUCACACGUGAUAAAUAUGGAGAAAGAUGAAACGUCACUAUCAUCGACUACUUGUUGUGACGUACCACCAGUGGUCCAAAUGGAUGCCACUAUUAAUCCUGCUGAUAUGGACUGGGCUUUUUUUGAUAUGUUGGAGGAUUAUCCACAUCUAACUAGCGGGCCUGGUGGGCCUACAUCUGAUUUUUUUUGUGGUCCAUAUUCUGGGACUAGUUUUGAUUAUGGAUAUUAUCCGGGAGGACUGUCAAGUAAUCUCUACUCACCACCACAUUUCCCACAAAGAACAACUCCUAAUUAUGAUGAACAUGGCCAUGAUGAUGAUACGGGCAAUGGUGGAGAUGAACAUUACUCUCAACAAUCCUUCCUCUGGAACUUUUAACUAAAAAUAUACAAGUCCUACUACUAGUUAUUGGUUAACCAGCAUCAUAUAUGGCAAAUAUUAGUAAUUGCUAUGCUUGCUUGUUUUUAUCCAUUGCUAAGUGAUGGGUGGCUAUAUAUAUUAAGUGGGGAUACGUAAUGAUCUUUUCCGGUUUUCUUAUAGUAAUUUUUUUGCUGGAAAGAAGAGAUAUAUAAGCCUCGGUUUAUAGAUUCUGGGAUCGAUGUAUUUUGCUUCGUUGCCUUUGCCAGCUAUAAGCAUGCAUGUAUCAGUAUCUGUCUUAGAUAUAAUGAAUAAAUUGUUGUUUUUCCAA
This is a messenger RNA of Lycium ferocissimum, 1123 nucleotides long. RefSeq names its product ethylene-responsive transcription factor ERF017-like. The transcript has a single exon. The record is from RefSeq and is a predicted model, not a curated record. Gene Ontology annotation, molecular function: DNA-binding transcription factor activity; DNA binding. Bases 67 to 813 code for a protein of 248 amino acids. Lineage: Eukaryota; Viridiplantae; Streptophyta; Magnoliopsida; Solanales; Solanaceae. Gene Ontology annotation, biological process: regulation of DNA-templated transcription.